Messenger RNA from Effrenium voratum, 1977 nucleotides. The record is from the annotation of a GenBank genome assembly. NCBI's taxonomy places the organism in Eukaryota, Dinophyceae, Suessiales, Symbiodiniaceae.
AUGGGCACCGUGGUGCAAGUCCUGGAAGUAGUUCACAGGCAAGACGAGAAGCGAGUGCGGGGAAGGAUCGAAGAGCCGGCCGGGUGGAUAUCCAUUGUCAGCACGGAGGACGGGAACCGCUGGGCGCAGCGCGACCUGGCGCGGAGCAACCGCUGGGCAGUGAACGGCCAAGAGCAGCUGCAGAGCCUUCGGAGGGAGCUGCAGCUCCUCGAGGCUGCAAGCAAAGACGCAGAGGAGGCGCAGCGGAUGCAGGAGCUGCAGACGGCCCGAGAGACCGCGGAGGCUGAGAGGGCUGAGGAGAUGGACAGAAGGGAGCGAGAGCUUCGGGAGAUGCAGGACCGGCUGCGGAAGACCGAGCUCCAGCUGCACUCGGCGCAGGUGGCGGCGGACGGGCCCGGGGUCUACGUGCUGCAGAGCGACGUGGAUCUGUCGGAGGGCUGUCAGCGGAACUCCAAGAAGGUGGGCCGCCUGAGCGCCGGCCAGGAAGUCCAGGUGUUGGAGGUGGCGUUGCGGGAGGCCGAGCGCCGGGUCCGGGGCCGCCUUUCGGGCGGCUGGAUCUCGCUGCUGGACACGGCCGAGGGCUACAGGUGGGCGCAGAAGCAGCUAUUUGCCACCAACGAAUGGAUCGGCCAGCUGACCGCCAACGCGGGCCUCACGGAGAUGAAAGCGCGCUGCGCCGGCCUGGAGGCACAGCGGGAUUCUCUCUUAGAGGAGCUGAACAAUGCUUCGGCCAGGCCGCAAGGCAAACCUCUUGCCGGAUCCGACGAGUCCGAGGAAUUGCAGGCACUACGAGGUAAAGUAGUCUUGCUGGAGGCCGGCCGUGAGGAAGCAGAGUUACAGGCCGAAUUGCUUCGCACCAAGUACCAGACUUUAGAGGCAGAACUGGAGGAGAUGCAGCAGGAUUCCUCCAAUCACGUGGAUUCAGCAGCUGCUAGGGGGCUUUCCCUUCAGGCGGAGGAGCUGCGACGGCAGCUGCAGCAGCAGGUGCAGGAGCGAGGCAAGCUGGAGGCGGAGCUGGCCAGGCUGAGGGCAGAGGAGCUCGCUCUGCACGCUGAGGUGGAGGAGCUGCGUGCAGCAACAGUGUCGAGCCCGACGGCAGAGAAUCCCUUGACGGCCGCGGAGCGGUGGGUGUUGUACACAGAGGUGCCCAAGGUCGAGGGCACGCCGAGCAUGACGUACUUUGGAAAGAUCAAGGUUGAUUUCGAUGAUGAGGCGCUGGGCUUGGGCCCCUUGGCCUCGGUGAACUUCGCCCAGCGCGCCGCCGCCUCCGCGGCCGUGGAGCGGGGCGACGCGCUGAGGGCGGCGCUGCGCCACUUCCGCGAAGCGGGGGGCGAGACCUCCCUGGAUCCCAAGGCGCUGCGGGACUUUCUGACCAAGGUUUUCCAAGAGCAUGGGCUGACACCGCCCCUGGAACCACAUAUCAAGGCCGUCUACGACCUCUUCAACCCUCCGCCGGCUGAGCCGCGGCUGGACGCCCUGCACUGCCUCGGCCUCACCGACGCGCUGCUGAGGGCAGCGCUGCGCACGAAGCCGAAGGCGGAGUCCACAACUGACCCUUGCUGCAGCUGCGGUGAGCUCUAUGAGGAGGACUCGAACUUCUGCAUCGCCUGCGGCGAGCCCCGGCCAAGCCCUGUCAAGAAGACCGUGAGUUGGGCGCCAAAGGUGCACCUGGGGCCGACGAUGCAGAAGAGGGCCUGCGAAGGCUGCCAGCAGCCGCUGACUGAGGACUCCACCUUUUGCAGCAUGUGCGGCCGGGUCUGUGGCCUGAGCCCGGCCCCAUCCCCACCUGUGAAAAUGGUGCCGCAGCUAGCGCCGUAUGCUCCAGUGGCGCCGUUGGAGACGCUGGCCCCUUCUCGACCGCUGGACGCCACGCGGAUCCGCGGCUGUCGUCUGGCGGCGGAAGUGCAGGCAUCGAGCCCGGGUGUCUGUGCUUUCCGUGAGGUUGCCGCUGCCUCACUCGGAACUCGGCCAAUGUGA